AUGCCAACCCCAUCGAACACUUCCACCACCACCACGGGAGCCCCCACGCUCCACCUCCGUGGCCAACCCACCCUCCAGCCCUCGCCAGCGACGUCUGGCUUCCCCAUGACGACCGACCUCCAUGCGUCGCCCUUUGCAGAGGUGCAGGUGGGCCCCACGCGGACGAUGCUGCCCGUCUUUGCCAGCCCGCAGGAAGAGCGCGUCUACCGCAAGGAACACCUCGCGCUCGUGUUCCGCAUCAUGCACCGGUUCCGCCUUGCAGAGGGCAUCGCCGGUCACUGCUCUGUGCGCGACCCCGUCGACCCCGACACGUUCUGGGUCAACCCACAGGGCAAGAGCUUUGCGCGCAUGCGCCAGUCGGACCUCGUGCGGUGCCGCAUCUCGGACGGCGCCAUGGUCGAGGGCCGCUCGCCGACCGACGCCAGCGCCAGCUCGAUCCAUUCCCAGAUCUAUAAAGUGCGCGGGACCGAGGGCCCAGCGGGCAUCCAGGCGAUUGUACAUGUCCACGGACCGCACACCAAGGCCUUUUCGUCGCUGGGCCGCGUGCUCGACAUGAUCAGCCAGGAUGCCUGCUCGUACGCCGACGAAAUGGUGCUGGUCCCCUUUGGCGGCGCCGUCUUUGACAACCGCGAGGGCGAGCGUAUCGCCGGUUUGGCAGGCAGCAAGCGCAUUGCCAUCUUGCAGAACCACGGUAUCGUCGCCAUGGGCAAGCUCUCGAUUGACGAGGCGGCGUGGUGGCAGAUCAACUUUGAAAUGUGCUGCAAGGCCCAGCUCCUGGCCGACGCUGCCCGCCGUCCCGACGACCCCAUGGUCGUUGCUGGGCCCGAGGAGAUUGCCUCCACCAAGGCCGAGAUGGGGACACCGGAGAUGGGCUGGUUCUCGCUGGCUGCGUACAUUGAAGAGGAGGAGUAUGCGUCCCAGGGCGACCACAAGUUGUAG
Molecule: messenger RNA, 939 nt
Organism: Apiotrichum porosum
Lineage: Eukaryota; Fungi; Basidiomycota; Tremellomycetes; Trichosporonales; Trichosporonaceae
Exons: 2
Coding region: 1-939 (312 amino acids)
Cellular component (GO): cytoskeleton
Molecular function (GO): actin filament binding
Source: RefSeq, a predicted model, not a curated record